AUGUUGCCCCCUCUCAACCAGCACCAACGGCGCGACAAGGGACGCCUCAGCUUGGUGGGUGUGCUCGCCGCCCUCGCACUCGUUGUGGUGGUUAUUCUCGGUGUCGCGCACGGCUCCGCACCGACUCACGGCCAUCUUAAACGUGACGACGACGGCAACUUCAAGGAGGCGAGAGGCAUGGCCCCGAGCGGUAACUGCGACGACAUCGCACCGAUUGUGCCCCGCGCGUUGGUCCUCGGAGACCCGGGACGCUACCUCCUUUCGAACCGCAGGUUCAAUAUCCGCGACAGACCCCAGACGCGAAACUACCACUGGACGGUUUCCGAGGUGCGCUCGACGCCUGGGGGUGUCCUCCGCCCGCUUGUUGUCGUCAACGGCCAGAGCCCCGGCCCUAUCCUUGAGGCCAACCUCGGCGAUGAGGUCUUCAUCCACUUGACCAACGCGCUCGCCAACGCGACGACGAUCCACUGGCAUGGCAUGCUUCAGAACGGCACGAUCUUCAUGGACGGCGCAGACGCGAUCACCCAGUGCUCGAUCCCCCCCGGAGGCAAGAUGAUCUACCGCUGGAAGGCACAGAAUGUUGGCACGUACUGGUGGCAUGGGCACACAAACGAGCAGUACACCGACGGCCUCUUUGGCCCUCUGAUCAUCCACUCGCCCACCGAGACUGCGAUGGUCAAGAACCCCUAUGACGACGAGUACACGUUCAUUCUCAACGACGCGUACAACACCAUGGCGACGUCCCUCAUGCCGCGCUUCAUGCAGCCCUUCACCGGUAUCAACGGUAACCCUGGUGACGAGCCUUCCCCAGAUGGUAACAUGAUCAACGGUGUCUCGAAUGCGCGCUGUGCCUACCUUCCCUCCAACCAGCACAAAGACGCCAAGCGGGACGAGAUGGGCACCCCGGCCGCGGUGGGCAGCAUCUACAACGAGACCAACGUCUGUGGUAACGCACCGCUUGGCCGCUUGAAUGUCAAUCUGGCGCCUGGCAAGACGUACCGCCUCCGCCUCAUCAAUGCAGGCACCCUCACCACGAGCGUCUUCAGCAUCGACAACCACCAGCUGACUGUCAUCGAGGUCGACGGUGUCAGUGUGGAGCCGUUCAAGACGUGGAGCGUCGAGAUUGCUGUCGCCCAGCGUUACUCGGUGUUGGUGACGCUGGACAAGGCGCCCGGCGCCUACUCGAUCCGCACGGCGAUCGUCACCGAGGACCUCAAGUACACUGGCCCGAACUUCAACAGCACAGUUCUGUCCGUGCUGCGCUACGGCAACUACUUUACCAACCCGGUUGACGCGCCCGUUCCGGACGCGUGGAACACCCUCCCCGAGGCGAGCGCCGAGGCCAUUUUCGUGCCCGCCGACAAGCUUGACGCCCCAGCCCCAGGCCGUGUGGAGUACCUCACCUUCCAGGGGCGCGCCGACCCCUCCGACAACAUGAUGCUCAUGUACUUCAACAACACGUCGUGGAGGCCCCUGCCCGCCGGCCAGUCUUCGUUGAAUGCCAUCCGUUCCCUUCCGGACGCGAUCGUGCACAACUCGACAGCGCUGGAACAGGAGCCUAGCCUCGGCCACCAGGUCUCGUACGUCAACCAGGAUGCCAACGGUGUGUUCGACCUCGUCUUCAACAGCCUCGACGAUGGUCCACACCCGUUCCACCUGCACGGACACACCUUCUGGGUCCUGAGCGUCGGCACUGGCCCCUUCACCGGCCCGACCGACGGACUCAGCCGCGUCAACCCUCCGCGACGCGACACGGUCAUCAUCCCCGGGAAUGGCCACCUCGUCAUGCGCAUCCGCACUGACAACCCCGGUGUGUGGACCCUCCACUGCCACAUCGGCUGGCACAUGGCUACGGGCCUGCUCUUGACGAUUACCAACCAGCCCGGCGUGAUCAAGGGUCUCAGCAUUCCACCCGACGUGGCAAGGCUCUGCAAGGCGUAG
Vanrija pseudolonga is the source of this 1941-nucleotide messenger RNA. It is a transcript of the gene LAC1, whose product is annotated as Laccase-1. The transcript has 2 exons. The record is from RefSeq and is a predicted model, not a curated record. Bases 1 to 1941 code for a protein of 646 amino acids. NCBI's taxonomy places the organism in Eukaryota, Fungi, Basidiomycota, Tremellomycetes, Trichosporonales, Trichosporonaceae. Gene Ontology annotation, molecular function: copper ion binding; oxidoreductase activity.